This is a messenger RNA of Exophiala dermatitidis NIH/UT8656, 1088 nucleotides long. Its product is annotated as dolichyl-diphosphooligosaccharide-protein glycosyltransferase. Gene Ontology annotation, cellular component: oligosaccharyltransferase complex; membrane. The record is from RefSeq and is a predicted model, not a curated record. The transcript is spliced from 4 exons. Gene Ontology annotation, biological process: protein N-linked glycosylation. Lineage: Eukaryota; Fungi; Ascomycota; Eurotiomycetes; Chaetothyriales; Herpotrichiellaceae. The coding region runs from base 93 to 965 and encodes 290 amino acids.
CAUCUGGCGACGUAGCAGUUGUUAAAGGUUCCAAAGCCUGAGGUCCAUUGAAGACCAGGUGCAGUGGUGACCGCCCUUCUCUUCGACAAACCAUGCGCUUACAAUCGUUCCUGUCGCAGGCUUGCCUGUUUCUUUCCGCCCUUCAAACCGGCGUCGCGGCCGCUGCCUGGAGCUUUACGGAUGGCUCCGUCAGCGUUACGGCCAAAGGCGCAGGUGUCGGCGGCGGCUUCAAAGAGACACUUACUCCGUCCAAACCAUUGACCGUCCCAGUAAAGUUGGGCGCAGCCGACACGCUCAAAGUGAUUUUGACCACCCAGGAGGGCAAGUCGGCGAAACGACCACACCAAGCAUUCCUUCUUCUACAAGAUUCCAACAAGAAGCUCGACGUCUCGUAUCCAUUCAGCGUCAAAGAGUCCGGGAAAGCAAAGCUCGAAUUGACACAUAAAGACCUACCACUCCAGUUCCUACGGUCGACAUCUCCGCUGAGCGCGAGUAUCGUGAUUGCCUCGUUUGGCGCGUCGGAGGGCUACAACAGCGAGGCCUUUGCCUUGACAAUCGAGCUGGACCCGAACGCCCCUAUCCAAGCCUCGGAAACACCACUCCGUUACGGCAAACUGCCCGAGAUACACCACAUCUUUCGACCGGACCCAAAGAGCCCGAACAUUGUCAUUACUUUAGUAUUUCUGGGGACAGUUCUCGCAACUUUGCCUGCCUUGCUUGGGACCUGGAUUUACCUCGGCGGAAAUAUCAACCAUCUGGGAAGAGCGCUCUCCCACCUACCCAUCUCUCAUUCUCUGUUCCUCGGCUCCAUUGUGGGCAUAGAAGGCGUCUUUCUACUCUACUAUACAGUCUGGAACCUAUUCAAGACCCUACCGGUGCUUCUGGCAUUGGGCGUUGUGGCGUUUCUGUCCGGAGGCAGGGCACUUACCGAAGUCCAAGAACGUCGUUUAGCCGGCCUGCGGUGAAAGGAGACCAGACAUUCAAAAGUUGAGAAUUACAUUUCGUACAAAAUAGAACCAUAGAGGAAAUCCAUAACAUGAGAAAAAUCAUCAAAUGCCAUCUAUGUCUUUCUGGCAAACACUACUACU